Ipomoea nil (Japanese morning glory) is the source of this 324-nucleotide messenger RNA. RefSeq names its product mitochondrial import receptor subunit TOM9-2. Gene Ontology annotation, cellular component: mitochondrial outer membrane. The record is from RefSeq and is a predicted model, not a curated record. The transcript has a single exon. Gene Ontology annotation, biological process: intracellular protein transport. Lineage: Eukaryota; Viridiplantae; Streptophyta; Magnoliopsida; Solanales; Convolvulaceae. The coding region runs from base 1 to 324 and encodes 107 amino acids.
AUGUCGUCCAAGAGAGGCGGAGUUUCGUUGCCGGAGCGGCCAGGCAGCGGAGGCAGCAAAGGAAUUUUGUCUAGGGUUUCGUCAUCCUUGAAUCAAUCGCCGAUAGUGUACCGCGGCAAGCGAGCCGCUUCGGAGGCCGCUGACGUGGGCAAAAAGCUCCUCAAGAGCACCGGAAAGGCCGCCUGGAUUGCCGGCACCACCUUCCUUAUCCUCGUCGUACCUCUCAUCAUCGAGAUGGACCGCGAGGCCCAACUUAACGAGCUCGAGAUGCAACAGGCUAGCUUGCUCGGUACCCCUCCUCCCGGAAUCGCUGCACCCAAGUGA